GUGUGAUUCUAUCUGAUUCAUUUCCAUCUCUACUCUUAUUCUGCACAUGGCCCUCAGUCGCUGUACCCGGCCCCUCAUCAGAACGACAGCCAUGUCCGCUCCAGCCUACUCCACACUCACAGACAACAUCACCGGCGCAGCGUCGGCUGCUUCCCAGACAAUCGCCAACCUUGUCAAACAGUAUAUCGUGCAUGAUGUCGCCAAAACUGGAUUCGGCGAGGGAACGAACGACCUUUAUAACGCUGCUCGGCCGAGUUACCCAGCUGAUGCACUCAAGAUCAUCCACGAUACCCUCGCGCCCACCCCACGUGCUCUCAAGAUCAUUGAGCCCGGAAGCGGCACCGGCAUCUUCUCGCGCCUCCUUCUGCGCGCGCCCUCAUCCGAGUACCCGACGUUCGAUAUCGAUACGCUUGUGGGUGUCGAACCGAGCGAGGGCAUGCGAAACUCUUGGUGGCGCGAACUGGAGAAAGCAGGGCUGGGCAAGAGGCAAGAGCUGGAUGGUGGACAGGCCGUGGAGGGGCGGAAAGUUGGCACGGUUGAUGGCGGCUUUGACGCCCUUGGCAAAGUGAAAGAGUACGGUUUGACCAAUGUCCGGGAAGGAGGUGGGGUCGAUGGCGUGAUCAUUGCACAAGCGUGGCAUUGGUGCCCCGACCAUGCAGCAGCUCUGCGCGAAAUUGCCUCUUUCCUGCUCCCCGGAGCUCCUCUUAUCCUCAUCUGGAACCUUGAGUCGCAGUCUCCAAGCUGGCAGGGUCUCCUUCGAAAGACCUACCAGCCGUUUGACCUCGGCUCCCCACAAUAUUACAAGGGCUGGUGGCGAAAAAUGUUUGAGAAUCCGGUAUACGGAGAACUUUUUGAGGUGCAGGAGGAGAAGCAGGUGGGAUGGAGUGCGGAAAUGACAGAACAGGGGGUGUUGGAUAGGCUUUUGAGCAAGAGUUAUCUGACCGAGCAGCACUUGAAGGGUGCGGAGAGGGAAAAGCUUGUUGAUUCACUGCAAAGAAUCAUUCAUGAAGGGGAUAAAGACUGGGUUGACCAAGAGGUGCGUGCUUGUGCCAGAGCAGAGUGGGAAUAAAGCUGACUCGAUGGUCAGAAUGGGGUGUUCAAGUACAAUUACAACACCGACGUGGUUAUCUGUCGACGAAAGGCGUAAUUGUAGUAGUGAAGUUUGAAUCAGGACACCGUAAUUGUCAAUGCAAAGUCUCUUCCGUUGGUCUACGGAUCUUUAUGGGCAUGGCAAGCAUGUGCUAUCAUAGACCAGACGAACACCAUCAGCGACAGUGUCCUCAUCAUGUUCAGCGAUGAUGUCCUCCUCUGGACACCUAUCAUAUCGCUCUAGACGUUGGUUGUGUUGAGAUGGACACUCAUGGCGAUAUUGACCGACGCGUGUCACG
Molecule: messenger RNA, 1388 nt
Organism: Cryptococcus amylolentus CBS 6039
Lineage: Eukaryota; Fungi; Basidiomycota; Tremellomycetes; Tremellales; Cryptococcaceae
Exons: 3
Coding region: 47-1069 (340 amino acids)
Source: RefSeq, a predicted model, not a curated record